Molecule: messenger RNA, 5276 nt
Organism: Cololabis saira (Pacific saury)
Lineage: Eukaryota; Metazoa; Chordata; Actinopteri; Beloniformes; Belonidae
Gene: nfe2l1b
Product: nfe2 like bZIP transcription factor 1b
Exons: 6
Coding region: 758-3166 (802 amino acids)
Biological process (GO): regulation of transcription by RNA polymerase II
Cellular component (GO): nucleus
Molecular function (GO): DNA-binding transcription factor activity, RNA polymerase II-specific; RNA polymerase II cis-regulatory region sequence-specific DNA binding
Source: RefSeq, a predicted model, not a curated record
UACAGCGGAAGUAAAGUAAUAAAUCUCAGCCUGACAGUUUUGGGGGUAAACACAGAUGCGACGUAAGCUCCCGGUGUUGCGACAUAUCAUGGUACAGUUACUUUAUGCUGUGUAGCAGGCUUAUUACACGUGUGUAAUAGCAGUAGUGGGAUAGCUAGCCGCUAUCGUCAUUAGGACAAAGAUAGGUGCAGCUGUUUGGGAGGAGGAGGAGGAGGAGGAGGACCUGCUGCCACCCAGCGCUGUCGUUGGUACGCGUGUGAGCUUUCUCGACUCUUAUUCACCUUCAGCAGGACCCAGCAGAAGUAGUGGGUCUGUCAAGGGUGGGGUAGUCACCAAAGCCCCCUACCUUUCAUCUCUGCUUCUCUGAACAUCCAAGGAUGAAAAGACAUUGCGCAGUGCGAACCGACAUCCCUUCUCCAGUCUUGGGAGGAUGAAGUGGUUGCAGUGGGGUAGCAAGUCCUUUCUUUUAUUCUAUUAACGUGUGUUUUAAAGCAGAUGUAGAACUGGGAAGAUGAGAAUCUUAUGAAGAACAAACCCAGAGACAGGACUCUGAGAAGUGGAACCCUCAUCUUGGAUCUUGCAUAUCUUGUAAAAACAAAUAAUCCUGUUAAAGACCCUCUAACCCCCCCAAAACCACUUUUAUGUUAAUGUAUUUGUCUCCGUCUCCUAGCUUUAGUACAGAAAUAUUGAUCAAAGGUAGUUGGCCCCGUUUUCCUUUUUAUUUUUUACUUUCAUUUUUUUGUUCCUUUGUAAAGAAAUGCUUUACCUGAAAAAGUACUUCACAGAGGGCCUGAUUCAGUUCACCAUCCUCCUGAGUCUGAUUGGGGUGCGGGUGGACGUUGACACCUAUCUAAACAAUCAGUUGCCCCCAUUAAGAGAGAUCAUCCUGGGGCCUAGCUCAGCCUACACCCAGACACAGUUUCACAACCUCCGCAACACGCUGGACGGCUAUGGAAUCCAUCCAAAAAGUGUGGACCUGGACCAUUUCUUCACCACUCAACGGCUGCUAAACCAGGUGCGCCAGCUGGACCGCCCCUUUGUACCCAGUACUGAGCUCAACGCCUGGCUAGUGCAUCGGGACUCUGAAACUGUGGUGUCUGCAAGCAGCCAGUCCAGCUCCAGCAUAACCCUGGACAAUGGGGCCGGCCUAGAGGACGUUAACAACAUUGACGCUACCCCGGCCAUGAGGGGAGGAGGUGGAGCACCUGAAUCCACGUACAACUUGAAUGCAGCUGACAGCACCCUCGGAGCUGUGGCCCCAGAAGGCAACCAGGAGCAGGGCAACAGAGAUGGCAAUGAGGACCUCACCAAAGAGGAUAUUGACUUGAUUGACAUCCUAUGGCGACAGGACAUUGACCUUGGUGCAGGGAGAGAAGUGUUCAACUACAGCAACCGUCAGAAAGAAAGUGAGGAAGAGAAGCCCAGCCCCCAGGAGAACAAAGAAGGGAACGACGAUCCAAAAAGUUGGAGAAAUGGCAUAAACGUGCAUGGAGCUCAGCCAGUGGAUGGGGAGACAGGAGAGAGCAUUCCAGAGCAGCUGCCAGGCCUCGGCUCGCAGACUUCUCUAUCUCUUCAAGAAUGCCUGAGACUGCUGGAGGCCACAUUCCCUUUUGGAGAAGAGGCUGAGUUCCCAGCCACAGGUGUUAACCCAGAAACGGCAGUUUCCAAUGAGGAAGUUCCUUCCACAUCUCAGGGCCUCCCUCUGGCAGCACCGCUGCCGACAGCAGAGCCGCAGUUAGACCUGGAGCAGCAGUGGCAAGAUAUCAUGGCCAUCAUGGAGCUACAGGCUAUGGAGGUGAACAAUACUGCACUUCAGACCAACUUCAACAGCGCAAGUGACCCAAAUUCUUCGACCGAGUCAGUCUCUACAGGAACCUUUGGCGUGUCCACAGACUCGACACCGAUAAAUGAGGACGUCAGCCUUCAUCAGGCCUCCAUCCCCAGCUGCAGCCAAGACUUCACCCAGAUUUUCAGCCCACAACUGGAUUCUCCAAACAUCACCCCAAGAACCAGCAUGCUGAGACUGUCCUCCAGCAACUCCUCCAACAUCAACUCCACUUUCGGAACCACUAAUCUGACGGGGAUUUUUCUCCCGCCACAUGUAAACAGUUCCACUAACAACCUGACAUCAACGCCUGUUUUACCCGAUCCCUUCACCACCCUGCUGGAGGAGUCCAUGCUUGAUGAAAUCAGCCUGCUGGAUCUCGCCAUGGAGGAGGGCUUCAGCCAGGCACAAGCUUCGCAGUUGGAGGAUGAGCUUGACUCAGAUUCUGGUCUUUCCUUGGACUCCAGCCAUAGCCCAGCAUCUCCUAGCAGUUCUGAAACAUCCUGCUCAUCGGCAGCUUCCUCCUCCUCAACUUCUGCCACCUUCUCAGAGGAGGGAGCUGUUGGCUACAGCACUGACUCUGAGGUGGCCACUGUGGAGACAGAGGAGGGAGCCGUUGGGGGUUAUCAACCCGAGUAUAGUAAGCUCUGCCGAAUGAGCUAUCAGGACUUCUCUCAGUUCCACGGCCUCCCUCAACUUGACAGCAUCAGCCACAAUCAUACAUACAACCUGCCAAUCUCCCCGGCCUUCUCUGAGCACCCAGAACUCCCUCUCUCAACCGGGAAGAAGAGCGUCCGCGAUAAACACAGCUCAAAGCUUCAGCCCCCUCAGGACCUGCUCGACAAGCACUCAAGUCGCGAUGAGCGCCGAGCUCGGGCCAUGAAAAUCCCCUUCUCCAAUGAAAAGAUCAUCCACCUGCCAGUGGAAGAGUUCAACGAGCUUCUCGCCAAGCACCACCUGAGCGAAGGCCAGCUCGCCCUCAUUCGUGACAUUCGCAGGCGCGGCAAGAACAAGAUGGCAGCGCAGAACUGUCGCAAGCGUAAGCUGGACGCCAUCAUUAACCUAGAGCAGGGUGUCCAAGACCUAAGGCGUGACAAGUCCCGUCUGCUGAAGGAGAAAAUGGAGUUUAUUCGCUCCCUUCGGCAGAUGAAGCAGAAGAUGCAGAGUCUGUACCAGGAGGUGUUCAGUCAGCUGCGGGACGAGGAGGGCCGGCCCUAUCCUCCCAGCGAGUACUGUCUGCAGUACAGUGCUGACGGCAGCGUGCUCAUCAUGCCCCGCAGCGCAACCACUGCUGAGCACAACCGUAAGCCCGAGAAAAAACAGAAAGACAAAAAGAAGUGAAGCAGGCAGACUUUUGUUCAUUCUAUCACUUUGCUAAAUCGAUAAGAAAGAUUUCUGCAGAUGCAAGAGAGAUGUCCUUUUUUCCUUUAAGAAGAUUCUGGUGAGUAGAAAAAUGGCAAUGACUACUCCUGUGUUAGUUUCUCUCUUUUCAUUCUGUUCCUACUUUUUUUUUCCUGGAAACAACUUUGAAGCAGAAGUCGCUUCUUGUUUGAGUAGAGCUGUUUCAUUAUUUAGAUGAGGAGAAGGGGGUAUAAUAGGAUAUAAAAUGAGCUAUUAGAAAAAAAGAGAAAAAAUAGCUGCUAGUGAUCCUUUUGCACCAAACCACUGAGGAUGGAGAUUUGAACGUAAAAGAAAAGAGUGGUGUUGGAAGUAAAUGAACACUGGCAACAAGGAUGGUCAGAAUACCUAUGCACUGACGGUUAUAAAGGACUAUCAGAUCACAUCCCACACUGGAGACUUUUAGCAAAUUUUAUAGUCACAGAGGCUUUUAAGUUGCAAAUCUUCAGGCAAAGAAGAGCACCUAUGGUUGUGAGAGUUAAGAUACCAAAGGUUAAAGGAGAUCCAUCAUUUUAGAUUGCUAUUAACACCUAAACUAACCAAAGGUUGUAUGGUGCACAUUACAUGAGCUACAUGGGUUCUCAAACACUGCACUCGUAAUCGGUAAGUUUGUCCUGAAAGUUCUGGGGGUUUUUCUUUUAGUCGGUUUCUUGGUGGCUUCUGAGUGUGGAAGGCCCGAGGACAAUGGGUUUGGUGUGUGGAAGUGGGAUGUUGGGACGAGAAGAGUCAGAGACUGAGUGUUCGCGGGCUGGCCACUGCUAAAAGAGGCCUUGAGGUGAAGUCCUGCAAGAGGGAUAUUUUGGGAUGAGGAACGCUGCAUUGCAAAAUGUAUCAACUUCCUUAUAAGUAAUACAUAGCACUGUAAUUUGUCUUCAAAAGGCUUGGCUGUUUGCAUUUCGCCCUGUCUGUCGCUAUUCCUUCGCUGCAGGUUUCAAUGCGGGAGCUGCGUUUAGGGGAGCUCUCAAUAACUUUUCAUAUUCUGUAGUAUAAGCAAGAUUAUAGGUCUAGCCACAUCAACUUUAUGUAAAAGUCUACACCACUUUUGUUGAUAUGAAAAUUUGAUGCGGAGCCUGAAACCGCGAGAGGAUCUAGACAUACUGUGAUGGGCCCGGAGCUCCAGGAAGUACUGUAUUAUUUCAACCAAGUCAAGCUAUCACAGAUCACAUUUAGGGCUUGUUUAUUGUUCAUUAUUUGUUUCCUGUUGGAUGCCCCAUUUUAGCAUUAAAACGAAGCAGGUUCGGUUAUACUGUGGUGUAGGCAGCGACAGCCCUUUGAAGUAAUUUAUUUGCCAACUUUACCCUGCCAAAAGCCACUUGAGGUAAUUUUUAAACUGCUGUAAAGCCAAGCUAUUGACUUAAGUGUUAAGAGUUCUGUUUCUGUUUGUUUUGUUUUCGUUGUUGUUCUUUUUUUACUGUUCGUGUUGAUAAAGUGAGCCAUGUUGUUACGAGAUAAAAGUUCUGCGAAUGUGUGAAAUGACAGCGUAGGUUUGGGCCACUUUGAUUUGAAUGCCUUUAUUUAACAGACUCAAUAUUGUCCCUUUCGAGGGUUUUGAGAACCAUGGAGAAAUGUUCUUAAAGUAGAAGUGCUAUUACUCGUCUAUUUGAAUGAAGUUUGUUGGUGCGUGUUAUAUCACCCUCUUUUAAAAACAUAAAUAAAAAAAGGGUCUUUUGUUGCAGCUGAGACGGCUUUAGUCUAGAAUAUUUACAAGAGGCUGAACAGAACUGGCAACAUUAAGACGAUGUCGAAUAAAAACGUUCUUCAAUUUGAAACGUCCUCAUUAAAUGUGAUAUUCAGGCAUGAAACUGGUUAACAUUCACUUCAGUGUAACCCAGCGCAACACCAACUAUUAAGUACUGCUACUAUUUAGUGCACUUUUUUGUCUGUCUUAUGUAAAUAUUUUCAUGUUUGUGUUAAGAUUUAUGUAGUUUGUCAAACGUCUCCAUAAGUCUCACCCUCUGCUUUGAGUUUGGAUGUAGUUCCUGUUUUGAGAUAUUUGCUGGCAAUCAAGAAUUGUUUUUAUUGAUUAAUAAAGUGUUUUUAUUUUCAACUGUCA